CUAGGUGUCUCCAUCUUAUAUAUAUAUGUUCACUGCCCUCCUCCAAGGAGGAAGAGCAUUUCAAAUAAAAGGAGUGAGAAGACGUAUCGUCUCCUCUGUUAAUCCCACCGCUCAGUCACUAAUCGCUUCCCAUUCCCAAUUCCAAUGGAAGCACACCCUUCAAGACUUGUUACGUUGAGCCUCUUUAUUUGGAUGGCAUCGCUACAAUUCAGUCCCAUGAUCCUCACAAAAGCUUCUUCAUGUGAUUUCCCUGCAAUAUUCAACUUUGGUGACUCAAAUUCAGACACAGGUGGUCUGUCAGCAGCAUUAGGACAGGCACCUUCUCCCAAUGGAGAGACAUACUUCCACCACCCUGCCGGCCGCUACUCCGAUGGCCGUUUGAUCAUCGAUUUCAUCGCGGAAAGCUUGGGUGUGCCAUAUCUGAGUGCAUAUCUUGAUUCUGUGGGUUCAAACUUCAGCCAUGGAGCCAAUUUCGCCACUGCUGGGUCAACCAUCAGGCCUCAAAACACUACGCAGUCUCAAAGUGGGUAUAGUCCCAUUUCGUUAAACGUCCAAUCUGUUCAGUAUUCAGAUUUCAAGAAAAGAUCCCAGACAGUUCGUAGUCAAGGAGGGAUCUUCGAAACCUUGAUGCCAAAGGCAGAUUAUUUCUCCAAAGCUUUGUACACCAUUGACAUUGGCCAAAAUGAUCUCACUGCUGGUUACAAGCUUAACUUGACCACUGAACAAGUCAAGGCAAGUGUUCCUGACAUGUUAGGCCAGUUCUCCAACGCCGUCAAGCAAAUCUAUGCCGUCGGAGGAAGAUCGUUUUGGAUACAUAACACUGGCCCAGUGGGUUGCCUGCCAUACUCGUUGGACAGGUUUCUAAUCACAGCAGCCCAGAUAGAUAAAUACGGGUGCGCCUCCCCAUUCAAUGAGGUAUCUCAAUUUUUCAACCAUAGAUUAAAAGAAGCUGUGGUUCAACUCAGGAAAGAUCUUCCCCAGGCAGCGAUUACUUAUGUUGAUAUCUAUUCACUGAAGUAUACUCUAACCACCCAAGCCAAGAAAUUUGGAUUCAAGCAGCCUUUUGUAGCCUGCUGCGGUCACGGUGGGAAAUACAACUACAACAGCCAGAGAAGAUGCGGUGCAAAGAUCACUGUGAAUGGGACGGAGGUGGUGAUAGCUAAUUCAUGCAAAGAUCCAUCAGUUCGGAUAAUUUGGGACGGUGUGCACUUCACCGAGGCAGCUAAUAAGUGGAUAUUCCAACAAAUUGUCAAUGGCUCAUUUUCAGACCCGCCAGUUCCUCUGAAAAUGGCCUGCCAUAGAACGGAACACCCUUGAGUUGCUCAAAUUGUGUAAACACAAUCUGCCUUUGCUAGCCUCCUUGCUUUUGCUGCUUUUGUUUUCGAACCCAGAUGGAUGUUCUAAUGUUGGCUGUUAAGCACAUGGUCCACGGCAAAGCCCAAACAACGUGCUAACUCUUUAAGUGCCAUGUUCGUUCGUAA
Molecule: messenger RNA, 1481 nt
Organism: Populus euphratica (Euphrates poplar)
Lineage: Eukaryota; Viridiplantae; Streptophyta; Magnoliopsida; Malpighiales; Salicaceae
Product: GDSL esterase/lipase At3g26430-like
Exons: 5
Coding region: 145-1317 (390 amino acids)
Molecular function (GO): hydrolase activity, acting on ester bonds
Source: RefSeq, a predicted model, not a curated record